This is a messenger RNA of Ostrea edulis (European flat oyster), 2212 nucleotides long. RefSeq lists its product as uncharacterized. Bases 1326 to 1919 code for a protein of 197 amino acids. The record is from RefSeq and is a predicted model, not a curated record. The transcript is spliced from 4 exons. Lineage: Eukaryota; Metazoa; Mollusca; Bivalvia; Ostreida; Ostreidae.
AUUCAGGACUACUUUUUCAUAACUACAUGUACUAACAAUUUUACUCGGAGAGCCUCGUCGAAUACUCGGACGCUUUAGUCGAUCGAUAGUCGAGUAUUCUGUAGAAAAAACAACCCGGACUGACAGGGUACUAGUGUACCUAAGUCAUUAUUCACACGGAUAGCCAAUUUAGGCUACCGAUAACGACUAUUUAUCUGGAUAGCCGUUCUAAAAUGUGUUCAAUUGAAUUAAAUACAUUGCAUUAAUUACACAUAGCUAGAACAAUGUGAUACAAUAUUACGACACACAGACUCUGGUUUAUUUCUAUUCAAGUAAGCUAGUAUGAAAAGUACAUCAACAUGCAAUAUAAGACAGAAAUUCGUUUUAUUUAUCAUUUAUGUUUAUGAAUUUUUAUUUUAUUUCAUUAUCUUUUUAUGCAAAAUAAAUAUAGGGCAUGUUUUUUUCUGAGAACAUUUUGAAGGUGCGCAUUUUUCCCAAGCAAAUUAACCCAACUUUGAGUUUGUGUGUUAUACAAGAGGCUGGGAUAUACACUACCCAUAAUUAAUAUAUCAACUGGGGCGUAGUCCCAACUGAAUCACUAACUCGUGGCAGCUAGAGAAGUAAAUAAAUGGUCAUCUUUAUUUUGAUAAUAAAAUGUAUAAGUUCUAAGUUUAGUCACCAUUGUCCAGCAGAUGAACAAUUUGACUUGACUCUUACAUGAUUAUUUGACUCACAAAAAUACUGAAGCGUUUAAAAUUUAUGAACACUACUAAAUCAGCUAUUUUAUAGAGUACUCGAAUAUGAAAAACUUAGUCGAUGAUCGGUUUAAUCGAGCAAUAGUCGAGUAAUCGAGUUCUCGUUAUCAUCCCUAGUUCAUGUAUAACACCACCAACCAAUAACAUUUACGUCACAAUGCAUAUUAAACCAAUACAUUGAAGCAAGCAGUCUCGGUCAUCCUAUGGCUGCUACAACUUGCUGACUGCUUGAAUGGAAGUAAUAAGAAAUGAAAUAUUACAAUGUGAAUAUAAACAUUUUUUUUUUUUUUUUUGUCUUUUACAACUAUUCUGCGGGUAAUUGCAACGGUGUGCAGACAAAUUUUCAAAAUCAUUCGGGGUUUUUUCUUCUAAACACUGUUGCGUACUAGCAACACAAUAAACGUCAAAUGAUAAAUAUUUAAAUCGAAUUAGGCGAAUUUAGAAACUCACUGAAAUAACUAAGUAUAUGUAUGAUGUUAAUGAGGGUAGUUCAUAUGAAUGUAUAUUUCAAUUAAAUCCAUAUUUCUCAUUGCAUAGGCUCGUUUAAUAACUACCGUAGUUGUGAGUAUUGUCAUCAUUUUUUUGGGAUUGAUGCUUGCACACAAAUACUACACAUCACGUAAACUGAUAUGCAGGACUGUCGGCGCCUAUUCUGCAAUGCAGGAACAAUGUGAAAACCUCUUCAUAUUUCUGGGUCUGCAGACAUUUGAUCUACAAUUGAACAUAACGAUGGUGAUUUUGAUCCUUCGUUCCGGGUCAAAUGUGGACACGGAGGGCAUUGUCAUUUUAUCAGUGGGUAUUCCGGUGACAAUCACCUAUUUUGUACUUGGAUGUAUCAGUGCUCUAAAGGAGAAGAAAAGAGUGGGCUAUUUGUAUGUAACCUUGCUGUUGUUGGCAUCAGCCUAUAUAAUAUUCAAAGUGUAUCAGUCUGUUGAUCAUUUGGUGCAUACAAAUGGGCAAAACUCAACCACCAGCACGUCGGGCACAUCACAACAACCAAACGCCCUUUCUGGAACCACACUCACGUGUGCGGUACUGGCUGUCAUCACCCGAGUAUCUGUGGUCAUAUAUUUUGUUAAAACCUUUAGAAAUUUUGGUAAAGGUUUGAAAGAGAAAGGUAAGAGAUAUUAUUCCAUUGUUGCAUAUCGUCUUGUCGUAAUCCAAGUUUAUCAAAGGCUUGAUUAAUACAUGACCUCUCCAAUGUCUUUAUAUUUUAAUAUUCAUUUCUCUCUCUUUAAGUAUUAGGAGACCAAGAAAACCACACCAUCGAUUUGCAGCCCAUGCCAUGUACAGAUGCAUAGAAGACUACAUUUAAACUGUUUGUUUGGUUUUACAUUUAGUUGUGAGAUAAUUGUUAUGUAUAUCUGUUAAUGGUGCUGGCCAUGCUUACAUGUAGAUGUACUGAACACGCAUCAACUCUUAAAUUAUAUGCAGUAGAGGGUGUUCAUAUAUCCUUUUACUGUUUUGAAUGUAAAUAA